GGAAUGAUCCCCAUCCAGCCAAGGGGAUUAAAAAUGAGAAGUUAGGGCUUUCUAAUAAAAAAAUCCAAAGCCAAAGUCUUUUGAAUUGAAAUAAGGGAUUUUGUUUUUGUUGAUAUCUCAGCAAAAACUCCGUUAUAUAAUUGAAAUAGAGAACUUUAAUUUUACCGAAAAUCGAUCGCUGAUUCCUAGAGACGCCGAGCAUGACGGACGGCUAUUGGAAUCGGCAGCAGCACCAGCAGCAGCACCAGCAGCAGCAUCCUCUUCUCUCCUCCGGUGGUAGUUUAAAACGACCUCGUUCCGACUACGAUCUCCAAUCUUCAGGGCUGCCUUCAAGCCAUGAGAUUCAUAAUUAUUAUCCCAGAGAUGAUGAUCAAGGCAGGUAUCAGGCAGUGAAGGAUACAAAGACAAUUGGGUCAGCAUACGACCAAUAUCUGCAAAAUGCGAAAAUUACUUCUCUUUCCUCUGGAGGAGCUAGUGGGUUAAGUGUUGGAUUGGGAAGGGCAACUGGUAAUGCAAUGACUGGUCUUCCAAUACUUGAUUCUGGCAUAAUGGACCGUCCUCGGGUCAGUGGUCUAGAUCUGGCAACAAAUGGUCGAGAUUUUGUUUUUCAAAGUCAACCUUCAAGGGAUACAAUAGAUAGGCCUGUUCGUGAAACUGUACCUCUACCCCCAGAUGCUUCCAGCACUCUAUAUGUUGAGGGACUCCCUCCUGACAGCACAAGGAGGGAAGUAGCUCAUAUCUUUCGCCCUUUUGUGGGAUACAAGGAAGUACGACUUGUGAGCAAAGAAUCCAAGCAUCGUGGUGGAGAUCCUAUUAUCCUUUGCUUUGUUGAUUUUGAAAAUCCAGCCUGUGCAGCAACUGCAUUGAGCGCCUUGCAAGGUUAUAAAAUAGAUGAACAUGACCAUGAAUCUAACUACUUGAGGCUACAGUUCUCUCGGAAUCCAGGUCCAAGAUCUGGCCAUGGAGGUCGUGGAAAGAGGUGAACCAUGAACAAAAAGUUUUGUGAAGAACACCUAUCAGGAAUGCAAAUCAGUAUUCUGGUACCCAUUUAUCCUACACUAGAAAAUCAGCAUUUUUGUUUUACUACAUAUUUAUGCAGAGCUUGCAAUUAGAUUGCUCUAUCCUCUCCACACUGAUUAUUAUCAACAAACCAGCGAAGUGGUGGGGGUGUUGCAAAUAUAUCUGAGAUUAAUCAUGUAAACAAACGGAGAGAUGCUUAGAUUGGUCACUGUAAACGAUUAUGUAGUUUCAUUUUCUGAAGCAAAAAAAUGGACAAUGAUUUUUAGAUGAUAAGCUCCUUGUAAGCUUUUCUUAGCAUGCUAAGUUUUAAUCUUCGUACUCGUAUCUGGAAUGUGUAAAUCCCAAUCUGGCUUUGUUAAUUGCUUGACUAUGAAAUUCAAACCUUAUUUAAGAUUAUUAAUGGGUGGUCAUGCCUUGAACUA
This is a messenger RNA of Manihot esculenta (cassava), 1442 nucleotides long. Its product is annotated as RNA-binding protein 2. NCBI's taxonomy places the organism in Eukaryota, Viridiplantae, Streptophyta, Magnoliopsida, Malpighiales, Euphorbiaceae. The record is from RefSeq and is a predicted model, not a curated record. Gene Ontology annotation, molecular function: mRNA binding. Bases 201 to 983 code for a protein of 260 amino acids. The transcript is spliced from 6 exons.